Molecule: messenger RNA, 1878 nt
Organism: Caenorhabditis elegans
Lineage: Eukaryota; Metazoa; Nematoda; Chromadorea; Rhabditida; Rhabditidae
Gene: moc-5
Product: GTP 3',8-cyclase
Exons: 12
Coding region: 3-1805 (600 amino acids)
Biological process (GO): Mo-molybdopterin cofactor biosynthetic process
Cellular component (GO): mitochondrial matrix
Molecular function (GO): 4 iron, 4 sulfur cluster binding; catalytic activity; iron-sulfur cluster binding
Source: RefSeq, marked reviewed
AGAUGAGUUGUCGAGCAGGAAAAAAGUUAUUUCAAUGGUCACGGGUCAAGUCGUCAACAGAAGAAAUUGUAAAACAACUAACUGUUCCAUUACGAGAACAUGCCGAACCAAUACUCACGUUGACGCCCGAACAAAAAAGAGAAGCAGUCAGACUAAAAAUUCAAGAGAUUGAACACACAAAAGGCCAGCCACCAUUUUUUGACAUGUUUAUGAGAGAGCACACUUAUUUGAGGAUAUCGCUAACGGAAAAAUGCAACUUCCGUUGUCUUUACUGCAUGCCAGCCGAAGGUGUUCCUCUCAAGCCCAAAGACAAAAUGCUCUCAAACAGUGAAGUAUUAAGACUUGUAAAGUUAUUCGCUGCACAUGGCGUUGACAAAGUUAGACUGACAGGAGGUGAACCGACUAUUAGAAAGGAUAUUGUGCAUAUUGUUGAAGGGAUCUCAUCUACUCCAGGAAUCAAAGAAGUUGGUAUAACUACAAAUGGUCUUGUUUUGCAGAGAUUUUUACCACAGUUGAGAGAUGCCGGAUUGACAAAAAUAAACAUCAGUAUUGAUUCCCUUGAUCGUGAAAAAUUUGCCAAAAUGACAAGACGUGACGGAUUUGAUAAAGUUUGGAAAGCAAUUGAAUUAGCGAGAGGUUACUACCCAAAAGUUAAAUUAAACGUAGUUGUUCUUAAACACCAAAACGAGAACGAAGUUGUUGAUUUUGUUAAUCUUACUAAAGAUCGUAACCUAGACGUCCGUUUCAUAGAGUUCAUGCCUUUUGGGGGUAAUGAGUUCAAAAAUGACAAUUUCAUUGGCUAUCGAGAGAUGCUUAAUUUAAUUGUUGAUAAAUACGGAGAUGGUGUAAUACGGUUAUCCGACUCACCGAAUGACACAACCAAAGCGUAUAAGAUUGAUGGAUUCCAAGGACAAUUUGGGUUUAUCACCUCGAUGUCAGAUCACUUUUGUAACACUUGCAAUAGGCUGAGAAUAACAGCUGAUGGAAAUUUGAAAGUAUGCCUCCAUGGAAAUUCCGAAGUAAGUCUACGUGAUAGAAUUCGUUGUGGCGACUCUGACGAACAGCUUUCCGAGGUCAUUCAAAAAGCCGUUAACAACAAAAAAGCUAGACAUGCCGUUUUCAGGAAUGGACGCUCUGAAGAACCUGCCAAAUCGUCCAAUGAUUCUUAUCGGGGGCUAACUCCUGUAACAUCCGCAUCUUCUAUACUUGUUCACUUACCAUCUAGUUCGCUUUAUCAUAGUCACUUGCAUUCUUCUCGUCACUUUUUUAUUUCUCAAAUUCGAUGUUUCUCGACAACCUACUCAGUGUCUUCAAUUACUCAUUUGCUCACUCAUGUGGACAACAAUGGCAACGCAAAACAAGUUGACGUCUCUCAAAAAGAUACCAGCACAAGAACAGCUGUGGCAAGAGGAACAAUCAUUCUGACCGCUGAGAUAUCCCGCCAAAUAUCUGAAAAUACCAUCAAGAAAGGAGAUGUCUUAACCGUUGCCAAGAUUGCAAGCAUUUUGGGUGCAAAACAAGUUGCAAAUCUGAUUCCAUUAUGUCAUCCAAUACGUCUUGAUUUUGUGGACACCGUAUUUAAUCAUGAUAUUGAAAACUCAAAACUUCAUUGCAUUUCAACUGCCAGGUGCAGUGGAAAUACUGGAGUUGAGAUGGAAGCAUUGACUGCUUGUACUAUUGCCUUACUAACUGUUUAUGAUAUGUGUAAAGCAAUAAGUCAAAAAAUGAUGCUCACCAAUAUUUACCUUGUGCACAAGUCGGGAGGCAAAACAACGUAUACAAUUGACAAUGAAAAUCAGAUUUGAACCACUAGUCACUUUCACUUUUCUCUUAUAUACAUAUUGCAUUGAUUUAAUAAAGUUGAUUUAUUUUAAUUUC